This is a messenger RNA of Physcomitrium patens, 1603 nucleotides long. RefSeq lists its product as uncharacterized. The record is from RefSeq and is a predicted model, not a curated record. Lineage: Eukaryota; Viridiplantae; Streptophyta; Bryopsida; Funariales; Funariaceae.
AUCGACAUUCUCGGUGGAGAUCCAACUAAGGCUUGCUCAGUUUUGAUAAUGGGGGAGGUAGGAGUAAAGUUGAGAGUGCAAAGGCGCAGGCUCUGAGGAUUGUGACGAUGGCGGCAGAUGAGCCAUGGCUGCCCUGCUUGCACGUGAAGACUCGACGAGGUUACGAGCUGGGUCACGCAAUUGGGAAAUGGUUUCGGGGGUUGAUUCACUCCAGGUUUGCGUCUGACCCGGCACUGCAUUCCGAAUUGCUUCCGUUUGCCGCGACUGAGGACGGGGAAAAGCUUGUCGCUGCACUUACCUCCGCGAACAGAGAGCAGUUCCCUGUCUAUUUCGAAGAAUUACGCGGGACAGCCGAUGGUGCGGAGGUGCCCUUCAUUCAGGUCUUUUUAAUCAACAUGCGAAAAGAAAUUGCACCAUUUCUGGCCACCCCCAUCAAGCGCGAGAAAGUAGGCGAAGCAGACCAAUGCAGCACCAUCCUGUUGAACACGGAAUCACUGGCCGUGAUUGCACACAAUGAAGAUGCGGACGUUUCUCUUCUAAAUCACGCAUAUCUGGUUCACGCGGAAUUUGAAGAUGGUUUAUCAUUCGUGGCUUACACAUAUGCUGGGGAGCUUCCAAGUUGCGCGUUUGGGUUUAACAGCCACGGUGUUGUUUUCACUUUGAAUGCCGUGCCAUUAGCUCCGGAGGAAGCUGUAGCAGGAGGAAUAUGCCGCAACUUUAUAUCAAGGGACCUGUUGGAAGCUUCGAAUCAUCGUGAUGCACUUAAGCGAGUAUGCUUGUCGAACAGAUCUGUGGGGCAUAACUACAACAUUAUGGAUACCAACGAAGGGAAGAUGAUGACAGUGGAAGCAGCAUCGAAAGGUAGAUGGUCCGUAAAAGAAAUCGGAGCAGAACCUUUCUUCCAUGCCAACAUGUAUGUACACCUUCAUGUUAACCAGGUUGCCAAUGAGACCUCCUUGUACAGGCACAGGUGUGCAGAUAGAUAUUCAAAGCUCUCUAGAGAUGACAUGUUGUCUCUACUCGGUGAUACUACUGACGAACCGUAUCCGGUCUACAUGCAAGGUCCCAAGCUCGUGACACUAUGCACGGCCGUCUUUGACUUGUAUGUACUGAGUUGUACAAUAUUCCAAGGGAAUCCUGAAAAGCAAGUCGUAUACUCAACACUGCCUCUGACCCUUCCCUGGUCUUGAACUUCAUCAAGAUAUUAGGGUGUCAUUUGCUAACUUCAGUAGUGUAUGCCAGUCAUUAUUGUGUAGGCCGAGAAACUGUAUAAGCUAAAAGAUCGACAUUGCUAACGUGCAGAAAUAGCCAAUGUAGGUGAAGUGUGAGAGGUACCAUGUGUGAUAUUCGCUAUUUCCGAUUGCAACGCUAGCUGUCUCAGGAUAAUACGUACUCAGCCAGUUUCUUCAGAUAAAUACCCCUCUAUGUUCUGCUCUGCGUAGCCUAGUUGUCAUAGGAUUUGAAUGUAGAAAUGCUUGAGGUCGUAUUAUGAAGACGGUUCAUUGGGUUAGAUGCUUGUCAAGAGGAUGAUAAGUACAGACUAUUGCAUUGGAACACUUUCAACAUCCAAGAAACAGUUAGGACUCUGUUACGAUUGUACCAA